Messenger RNA from Aureobasidium pullulans EXF-150, 2268 nucleotides. Its product is annotated as apyrimidinic endonuclease. The coding region runs from base 180 to 2117 and encodes 645 amino acids. Gene Ontology annotation, cellular component: nucleus. Gene Ontology annotation, molecular function: zinc ion binding; double-stranded DNA 3'-5' DNA exonuclease activity; DNA binding. The record is from RefSeq and is a predicted model, not a curated record. The transcript is spliced from 3 exons. Gene Ontology annotation, biological process: base-excision repair. NCBI's taxonomy places the organism in Eukaryota, Fungi, Ascomycota, Dothideomycetes, Dothideales, Saccotheciaceae.
UGCGGCUCUGAUGCGCGUCAUAGUUGACUUCCGUCACGUCCUCCAGGCUGGAAGGCGCGUUCGUGGUAGUUGCCAAUUGCAAUCAGAUCAAUUUGUUCAUGGCUUCAACAUAACACAACCUCUCCUACCAUGAACAUCAUACAUGUGAACGUGCGAUUGAUCCUACUACCACCAUCAUCAUGAGACUUACUACCUGGAAUGUCAACGGCAUUCGCAACCCAUUCUCUUACCAACCAUGGAGUACAACAAAAACUUUCCCAGCCAUGUUCGAUAUCCUCGAGGCCGACAUCAUUGUGAUGCAGGAGCUGAAGAUUCAGCGAAAAGAUCUGCGUGAUGACAUGGUAAUACUGGACGGCUGGGAUUGCUACUUCAGCCUGCCAAAGCAGAAGAAAGGCUAUUCUGGCGUAGGCAUAUACACCCGCAAUUCCACCUGCUCUCCCAUUCGAGCCGAAGAGGGUAUUCUGGGAGUUCUAACGCCACCAAACUCGACAACCCAAUAUCGCAAUCUGCCCGAGUCCCAGCAUGUCGGUGGCUACCUUUCCGAGAUGGAGCUUCUCGAGCUCGGUGUUGAUCCUCUUCUUCUGGACGCCGAGGGUCGCUGCGUGUGUCUUGAGUUUCCCGCCUUCGUGCUCUUUGGCGUCUACAGUCCUGCCAACUCCAACGGCCUUAGAGAUGAUUUUCGCUAUGCCUUCCUGACUGCCUUGGACUGCCGCAUUCGCAAGCUCAACAAGAUGGGCAAGCGAGUCAUUCUGACCGGCGACCUCAAUGUCUCUCGCGGCUUGAUCGAUACAGCGUCCGCUACUGAAGACAUCAAGAAGGCAGGUCUGACAGCCGAGGAAUAUGUCAGCACCCCUAACCGUAGGAUUUUCAACCAGCUCAUCAUUGGUGGUGAGGUCUACGGCGAAAGGGACGAAGGUCGGGAACAGCCGCUUCUGCUAGACACCACCAGAGAGUUCCACCCCGAGAGGAAGGGCAUGUACACUCAUUGGGAGCAGAAGAUCAACGCCAGACCUGGAAACUUUGGAAGCCGCAUCGACUUUGUUCUUGCGAGUGGCUCUAUGCGGGAUUGGUUCAUCCACGCCGACAUCCAAGAAGGACUCUUUGGCUCUGAUCAUUGUCCAGUUUAUGGCGAGUUCAAGAACAUCGUCAAUGUCGACCGUGAUGGCGAUCAGAUAGAGAUCCAACUGGUCGAUAUCAUGAACCCACCUGGUGUGUUCAACAAUGGCGUCAGAGAGAAGGACUGGAACAUCAAAGAACUUCCUCCAUUCAGUGCCAGACUCAUGCCAGAGUUCUAUCAAAGAAGAAGCAUCAAAGACAUGUUCAAGAAGUCUGCUGCUCCUGCCGCCUCUGCUUCGUCAUCAAGCAGCCUGGCAGCCGCGACCCCCAAGCCGCAGGCUGAGCAUACCACGGGCGAAACAUCUUCGGCAAGUGUAGGCUCGUCCGUGGUAGCAGCUUCCUCAAGAUCGAUCGCUCCUUCUUCUCCUGAGAAGAAACGCAAAGCAUCGGAGGUGUCUGCUAUUCAGACAACGAAGAAGCAGAAAUCCACUCCCGCUGCCUCAUCGAAGGCCGCACCCACCAAAGGUCAAAAGAGCUUGAAGGGCUUCUUCCAAGCAAAGCCAAAGCCAGAGGACCCGGCAGAGGACACGAAAGAGGAUGUGCCCGUAUCUGGCAAGGCUGGCGUGGUGGGAGACGCAGAGGAGAUGGUAGGCGAUUCCACCAUAUCAGAAGCAACUGCUGCAUCAUCUACGCCGCAUUUUUCCAGCACCAGAGACUUGAGAUCCUCAGCUAAUCUUCGAGGCAGCCCAGCAGCAUCUAACGCUCCUCUGAAGUUGGAUGAUCAGCCGCCGCCAGACGAUGCUGAUGAGAUGGUCUACGAUCCAAUUGUCAACAAGGAGUCGUGGCAGAGCUUAUUCCGUAAGCCAGCAGCGCCGCUGUGCGAAGGACAUGAAGAGCCAUGCAAAAGCAUGCAGACAAAGAAGAAAGGCGAGAACCAAGGACGUAGCUUCUGGAUGUGUGCAAGGCCGCUGGGGCCAUCGGGCAACAAGGAGAAAGGCACACAGUGGCGAUGCCCAACAUUCAUAUGGUGCAGCGACUUCAAAGCCGGCGAGACGAGGUAGACAAGAGGAGAUCACGAAGACGAGAGAACAACAAGGUAUUAGACAGAAUUAGUUGUGGUUGAUUGCUAUGAUGAGAAGAAAAGCAUUAUGUGCUCGCUUGAACGAAGAAGUCGAAAUGAAAAAGAAAACAAACUUGAAACAGCCAAUGCCC